Molecule: messenger RNA, 1589 nt
Organism: Wallemia mellicola CBS 633.66
Lineage: Eukaryota; Fungi; Basidiomycota; Wallemiomycetes; Wallemiales; Wallemiaceae
Product: aldehyde dehydrogenase
Exons: 3
Coding region: 4-1545 (513 amino acids)
Biological process (GO): aldehyde metabolic process
Cellular component (GO): cytoplasm
Molecular function (GO): aldehyde dehydrogenase (NAD+) activity
Source: RefSeq, a predicted model, not a curated record
GUCAUGACAAAAUUAGAAUACACACCUAUUCCAGAGAUAAUUAGGAUUCACGAUGAUCUCGAAAGAUCAUUCAGAGAGGGCUAUUCAGUUAACAUUGAAAAACGCGUAGAGACUUUGAAGAAUUUGACGUAUAUGCUUCAUGAAAACUCUGACUUAAUACAGUCAGCGCUUGAAGCAGAUCUCGGCAAGCGUAGACAAGAAGCAUAUGUCACUGAGAUAUUUAGUUGUAUUAAUAGCGCUAUAAAUGCUGUACACAAAGUUCGAGGAUGGGCAGCACCUCACAGUGUUUCAGCCAAAUUCCCUGCCAGCUUCCUCGGUCCACAGGUCAGACGCGAGCCGAAAGGUAUAGCAUUGAUUAUAUCACCUUGGAACUACCCAUUAGUACUCACUAUUGAGCCAUUGGUUGGUGCUAUUGCUAGUGGUUCGCCUGUAAUGAUCAAGACAUCAGAAUUGUCAGAAAACUUCUCAGCAACCAUUUCCUCGCUUAUUCACACUUACCUUGAUCCAAAAGUUGUUCGUGUCGUCAAUGGCGCUGUGCCUGAGACCACUGCAGUCUUGAAACAGAAAUUUGGCCAUAUCCUCUACACUGGUAACGGUACAGUCGGUAGAAUUGUACAGCACGCAGCUGCUGAACAUCUCACACCAACCACACUAGAACUCGGUGGCAAGUCUCCAGCCGUCGUUGCAGACGAUGCUAACUUGGACGUUAUCGCUAAGCGUUUAUUAUGGGGCAAGCAUACAAAUGCUGGACAAACUUGUGUUUCACCUGAUUACGUUCUCUGUACGCCUGAAAUGCAAGACAAGUUGAUUACUGCAUUUGAAAAGGUCUACAAACAAUUCUAUCCAGAAGGUAUCCGCAACUCAGAUUCAUUUGGUCGUAUCAUCAACAGUCGUCACUUUGGUCGUCUGACAGGACUUCUUGACAAGACGAAGGGUGAUAUCGUAAUUGGAGGCGACAAGGACGCAUCAGAUAAUUUCAUCGCUCUGACGAUCGUCAAAAAUGUCAAGGCUGAUGACGUUUUAAUGGAGGGUGAACUCUUCGGUCCAAUCUUGCCUAUAGUUACCGUACCAUCAUUAGAUGCGGCGGUCGAGUUCAUAAGGAACCGUGAUCAUCCACUUGCGCUUUAUGUUUACACUGAAAGUGACCAGGUCCGCGAAAAGGUCUUCUCAGGAACACUCUCGGGUUCGGCGGUACAGAAUGAGGCCAUUAUGCAAGUAAGCGUGACUGAGCUUCCAUUUGGAGGUGUCGGUGAAUCAGGGCACGGUAGUUACCACGACAAGCGUACCUUCGACUUGUUUACGUAUGAGAGAUCUAUUUUGAGAAGCAAGACGUGGUUGGAGUUCCUAUUCACUAAGAGAUACCCGCCAUACUCUGAAAGUAAGCUGACGUUUUUACGUAAAGCUGUUCGCGCGCCUAUAGACUUUGAGAAGCCCGGUCAAGAAUCGGUUAUCAAUGCUUUGGGCAGAUUAACAAAGAAGGGUGUCAAACUGGGUGCACUCAUUGGUAUUGUAGCUUUCAUUGCAAAGAAGUAUGGUAGAAACUAAAAUGAAUGUUAUUUAUAUUGUACACAAAAUGUGAUUAGAACGAG